Molecule: messenger RNA, 317 nt
Organism: Oncorhynchus gorbuscha (pink salmon)
Lineage: Eukaryota; Metazoa; Chordata; Actinopteri; Salmoniformes; Salmonidae
Product: calcium uniporter regulatory subunit MCUb, mitochondrial-like
Exons: 3
Coding region: 39-317 (92 amino acids)
Source: RefSeq, a predicted model, not a curated record
CUCUGUUUAAAAUAAAGGUAAAAUAAAUCCCUUCUGUAAUGUGUUCUCUCUCAUUUCAGAUCCAUCCCAGACAGCCACAGUGGAGGUGUCCUCCCCAAGUGGUCUUCUGCAGUACUGUAGCACCCUCUAGUGAUGUGGUGUUGCAGUAUAAACAUGGACGACCGAUGCUGGCUGUGCCGCUACCCUCCAGGCAGGAGAGCUGUCUGUUCUUCCUCAGGCCCAUGUUAAUGACUGUAGGAGACCUCAUCCACGACCUGCAGAGAGAAGACCCAGGAGUCACCUCUGCCUCUGUGCUCACCAAAGAUGGUGCCCGGUAG